CGCUGCAGCCGCCGCUCUCGGGCUGCGGCUCAUCCCGGGUCGCGUUCGCCGUGUCGGCCGCGGCGUGAAGGGGCGCUCUCAGUGGGACUACGCGACCGGCCGCGGCGCGAGGAGCCCUUCUUUUUGCCUCCCUGCGGCCCGCGGGGUGGACGGUGCGGGGGACGGAGUGUGGCCGGCGCUCUCCUCUCCCGGCUCCCGGGCGGUCGCUCCGGCCCUUCCGGGCGGCGGCGCCGCAGCCUCAUCCCGCGCCACACGCAGAUGUGGGAAGACAAAUGAAGGGAUUUAGAAGCCAAAUAAAUGUCAUUGGGAAGGAGAGCUGCCAUCACUGAGUGCUGAACACAAGUAAACUCAUUUUCAGAGUUAAAAAUUAUUUAAAAAAACAAGAUGGGGACUCCUGGUUCUGGAAGGAAAAGAACGCCGGUAAAAGAUCGAUUUUCUGCAGAAGAUGAAGCUUUGAGUAACAUCGCCAGAGAGGCAGAAGCAAGGCUAGCAGCAAAGCGGGCUGCCAGGGCGGAAGCAAGAGACAUCCGCAUGAGGGAACUGGAGCGACAGCAGCGAGAGCCUUCUCAUCAUCAUUCCUUUGACCGGAAAUGGGGAGAGAUUCACAAGUGGCUGGAAGAUUCAGAAAGGGCCAGGUAUUCUCACCGGUCUGGUCACCGCCGUCCUUACCUGGGAGUUGAGGAUACAUUGUCUCUUCGGAGCCUUGGCAGUCACAGGAGUCCAUCGAAGGAUAUUACUGGAACACACUGGAGCAGAGCCAGUACGCCCAAGGGGAGAGACACAAUGUACGGUACCAUCAAGGACAGAUCAUCAAGGGUUUCGUCAUUAAAUCAUUCUUACAGUCACACCCAUGGGACGAAGAAGCGAUCCUCUAGUUCUCAUAAAGAUCCACUGAGUGGCCUCUACUUUGACCAGAGAAACUAUAGCAGUCUUAGACAUAGCAAACCUGCCUCGACCUACUAUUUCCGGUCUUCUUCCCUGUGCAGUGAGCCGAUGGGGACACCCAAGAAUCAGAGCAGGGCCUCUCCUACUGUAACGUCUGGUCUGCUGAGGAGUACCAGUCUGGCAUCUCUGUAUGAUGGUGGAUUAUAUAACCCUUAUGGUUCUCGAACUCCGUCUGAAUACAGUUACUACUCAUCCAGAGCAAGUUCCUCCAGAAGCAGUCCUGUGCCCAUCGAUGAUGAUACUGCAAGCAUUGUGUCUUCUGAUCGUGCCAGUCGUGGGCGAAGGGAGAGUGUGGUUUCUGCUGCCGAUUACUUUAGUCGCUCCAAUCGUAGGGGAAGCAUUGUCUCUGAGGUGGAUGAUGUCGGCAUCUCAGACUUGACCAGCUUGGAUGAAAAAUCUGACAAGCAGUAUGCUGAAAAUUACACAAGACCUUCAUCUCGAAAUUCUGCCUCGGCUACAACGCCUCUAAGUGGGAACUCAUCCAGACGGGGUAGUGGGGACACCAGCAGCUUAAUAGACCCAGACACCUCGUUAAGUGAACUGCGGGACAUCUAUGACCUGAAGGACCAGAUUCAUGAUGUAGAAGGGCGGUACAUGCAGGGGCUUAAGGAACUGAAGGAGUCUUUGUCUGAAGUAGAAGAGAAAUACAAGAAAGCCAUGGUGUCCAAUGCACAACUAGACAAUGAGAAGAACAAUCUGAUCUACCAGGUGGACACCCUCAAGGACGUCAUUGAAGAGCAGGAGGAACAGAUGGCAGAGUUUUAUAGAGAAAACGAAGAGAAAUCAAAGGAGUUAGAAAGGCAGAAACACAUGUGCAGUGUGCUGCAGCAUAAGAUGGAUGAACUCAAAGAAGGCCUUCGGCAGAGGGACGAGCUCAUCGAGGAGAAUCAGCGCCUCCAGCAGAAAGUAGACACCAUGACAAAAGAGGUGUUUGACCUCCAAGAGACCCUGCUCUGGAAAGAUAAAACAAUUGGGGCCCUAGAGAAACAGAAAGAACACAUUGCCUGCCUCAGGAAUGAGCGAGAUGUGCUCAGAGAGGAGCUGGCUGACCUGCGGCAGACAGUGACCACAGCAGAGAAACAUGGCUUAGUUAUAAUCCCAGACAGCACUCCCAAUGGUGAUGUCCAUCAUGAGCCUGUGGUUGGAGCCAUUACUGCUGUGUCUCAGGAAGCUGCUCAGGUCUUGGAGUCAGCAGGAGAAGGGCCACUAGAUGUGAGGCUACGAAAACUUGCUGGAGAAAAGGAUGAGCUCCUGUCACAGAUUAGAAAACUGAAGCUCCAGUUAGAGGAAGAACGGCAGAAGUGUUCCAGGAAUGAUGGCAUGUCCGGGGACCUGGCAGGACUGCAGAAUGGCUCAGACUUGCAGUUCAUCGAGAUGCAGAGAGAUGCCAAUAGACAAAUUAGUGAAUACAAAUUCAAGCUUUCGAAAGCAGAACAAGACAUAGCUACCUUGGAACAAAGUAUCAGCCGGCUUGAGGGGCAGGUGCUGAGGUACAAAACUGCUGCUGAGAAUGCAGAGAAAAUUGAAGAUGAGCUGAAAGCAGAGAGGAGGAAGCUACAGCGAGAGCUACGGACGGCACAGGACAAGAUAGAGGAGAUGGAGAUGACCAACAGCCACCUGGCUAAGCGGCUAGAGAAGAUGAAGGCCAACAGGACAGCCCUUCUAGCCCAGCAGUAGGAGGUGGCCCUUCUACCUGUGUGCUGCUCUGAGGGCCUUGCCGGGAGAUACUGACUCUUUUGUACAUUGACACAAACCCCUUCAAGUACUGUUUUGAGUCUUGUCAUUAAACAGCCACCUUUGUAUUUUAUAAUUUAUGAGAAUGAAGCAGGUUUAAUCGUUA
Molecule: messenger RNA, 2785 nt
Organism: Mus pahari (shrew mouse)
Lineage: Eukaryota; Metazoa; Chordata; Mammalia; Rodentia; Muridae
Gene: Lrrfip2
Product: LRR binding FLII interacting protein 2
Exons: 30
Coding region: 385-2622 (745 amino acids)
Biological process (GO): regulation of DNA-templated transcription
Source: RefSeq, a predicted model, not a curated record